AUGGUGCAGUGUGUGCAAUCGGUCUAUUUCCAACCAGCGAUCGUCAUGAUGGAGUGGCCAUCGCGGAACACAUGGAAAAGGUCAUGCUCCAACUCGAAAGCAAUGGGUGGUCAAUUGGAGCGGUCGUAA
Molecule: messenger RNA, 129 nt
Organism: Phytophthora nicotianae INRA-310
Lineage: Eukaryota; Oomycota; Peronosporomycetes; Peronosporales; Peronosporaceae
Exons: 1
Coding region: 1-129 (42 amino acids)
Source: RefSeq, a predicted model, not a curated record